ACGAUUGUCAGUCUUAGUUUAGUGGUCACAUCAUUAAUUUGAUCUGCAAACAGAACCAACAGUUUUUCGCAACAUUUACUACACUCAACCGUACUACAACAGUCAAUUCUAGACAAAAUGUUCCGAUUGAUCAUCGUCUCCGCCCUGGCCGCCGUUGCCCUCGCCCAGAACCCGGACGCCGAAGCUCAGAUUCUCUCGUCGGACAAUGUCGUCAACCCGGACGGUUCCUACGCCUGGAACUACGAAACCAGCAACGGAAUCCGUGCCCAGGAGGAAGGCGUCGGAGGCCAAUCGGCUCAGGGUAGUGCCUCGUGGACCGACCGGGACGGAACUCCAAUCCAGCUGACCUACGUCGCCGAUGUCAACGGAUUCCAGCCACAGGGUGCCCAUCUGCCACGUGAAGGCCCAGCGCCUGCCCACGUCCUGAAGACCCUGGAAUUCAUCCGGGCCAACCCACCCAAGGAUGACCCCAACUUCAACAUCCAGGCCCUAGAGGUGGAAAUCGCCAGACUGCAAGCCCUUCAGUAAACCCUGAGUCCACGAAACCCCAGUCGCGGGAAUCGGAACUCGCAGCGACCUGUGCUCAUACUCAAAAACAAACCAAUCGCUAGAAAAAAGCAAAAUCACAACCCAUGAAAACCGACGAGGAGGAAUUUCUUAAAAUUUUGUGUAAAUUUGUUGUACAUAUUCGCUAGUUUUUAAUUUACCACUUCCCUUUGAUGAGCGACACGUCGAAUACCUUUCUUUACCUUGUUUUUAUUUGUUCUGUUCCAGCAUGCAUUUAAUGCACUGUUAAACUUGUGACAAACGACAUCUCAAUGUGCCCAUAUCGCAACUUAAUUACCACAAUUUUCCACCAUUUACGUAUUUUGUUUCUGAACAACGAAGAAGAAAGAGAUUAACUUUAGACGUUAAACGUCAUUGGAUGAAACUGCAUCCGAUCUAAUCGAAAGGUAAAAGGUGAAGAAUAGCAUCCCUACAAAAAUCAAGACCUAAAUCGAGGAAAUAACAAUACGAUAGAACAGAAAAUCGCACCCUUUAAAAAGAUAAACAGAGAGAGAGAGGGGGGAGAGGCGAAGAUGAUAUUAGAGCAACUUUUUUUUUAAUUACUAUUAUUACCUUUUAUUAUUUCUUAAAAACCAGAAACUCAGCUAAGGAUAGGAGAGAAAGUGAAAGAGAAGAUACUAUCUCAAUGGAUGACAUAACUUGUUCAUACAAACAAUAAAGGAUAUUACUUUUAUAAACCUAAAAA
This is a messenger RNA of Ochlerotatus camptorhynchus, 1252 nucleotides long. RefSeq names its product pupal cuticle protein Edg-78E-like. Gene Ontology annotation, cellular component: chitin-based extracellular matrix. The coding region runs from base 118 to 528 and encodes 136 amino acids. Gene Ontology annotation, molecular function: structural constituent of chitin-based larval cuticle. The transcript is spliced from 2 exons. The record is from RefSeq and is a predicted model, not a curated record. Lineage: Eukaryota; Metazoa; Arthropoda; Insecta; Diptera; Culicidae.